ACAAAGGUUCUAAAAUUCUUUUUUAAGUGGUGUACACAAACGUUCGAUUCUUCCGAAGUCUUCCAAAACAGCUCGACGUCAUACGGAACACAUCGAUUGUGCUCUCAGGAGGAAUAGACUAUGAACGCUGGCACAGUUUUGCAAUUGUAAUUCUCUGUGAUUUUGUGCAAGAAACACUUGAAGUUCAAACCAUCGCUGCAUUGCUUUUCCCUGCUUUUUGACCAAAGUUUUCGUCCGGUCCUUCAUCUUCUGAAACAGCUAGAUGUCACACAUCGAUUGUGCACUCAGGAGGAAUUGGCUUUGAACACUGACACAGUUUUGCAAUUCCUUCUUUGGAUUUUGCAGUAAUACAAAACUUUUUUACUCCUAUGUUUGGAUGUUUUAAAAUGAGUAAAUCUCAUCGAUUAAGCUACAUUUUCCAUGAAAAUGCUAAUCGUUACGGUACCAGACGAAUGCGUAGGAAACAAGCUUUCCUGAGGAAUGAUGCCGCCAUACCGUCCACCAGUGAUGAUCCAACCAUGCCGUCGGUGAGUAAGGAUCCCACCAGGCCGUCCGCGAGAAAAUAUGCCGAUGACGAUUUGCUUUCACCACCUCCAGUGAAACUACGUUCCUUCUCGAAUUAUGCAACAUUCCAUUCACCGGUAUUGGAUUCAUCUGACACAUCGUCUGAAGAAGCGGAUACCAUCGAUCUAGAAUUCAGGACAAAAAAAGAAAAAAAUCAUCCCUCUUUACGGUGUGGGUCCAAAGAGCAGAUCAGCAGUGAGGGCUCUUCUUUUGAAGAACAAAUGGAUUGUCCUGACAAAGACGACGAAUGUAACGAAACAGAUAUUAAUUUUGAUGAGGGAAAGGUACACACAACUAACGUUUAG
Messenger RNA from Uranotaenia lowii, 869 nucleotides. RefSeq lists its product as uncharacterized. Bases 369 to 869 code for a protein of 166 amino acids. The transcript is spliced from 5 exons. Lineage: Eukaryota; Metazoa; Arthropoda; Insecta; Diptera; Culicidae. The record is from RefSeq and is a predicted model, not a curated record.